AUGGGAAUGAAAGUGUAUAUGAAGAUAAUACUGAUAGUAAGUAUACUACUGGCAGCAGUAAGAGCAAGCAGCACACCGCCGCUAGAAGAGAGUGCAAUAGCAGGAUCAAGCGACAAAAAGGUAGACAGUGUAGAGAAUCCGUCUCUUUCACUAGCACAUGAUACUCAGCAGAGCAUGAAUGCAUCUGAAAAGAAUAAAGAAAUGCAUGCGCUAAAAAUAAAAUUCAUCAAAAGUCUAGAGCAACUGCUGGAAAAAUUCGAUCUGAUGUCUAUGCAUGAUAAUUUACUUAAAGAUCUUAUGAAAGAUAGUAACAAUUCUUUUCGGGAAGAAAUCGGCAGUGUAAUGGAUAGUGUACUAGUGCAUAUAUCCGAAAAAUUUAGAGAAGUUUCAGAAAAAAAAUUGUUUAUUAAACUAGUAAGAAACUCAGAGAAUUAUGAAUUAGUAAAAUCAGAAUAUAAGUACGAGAUUCGUGAGAGAAUACUUAACAAUAUGCUUGAUAUAAUUAAUACAAUAAAUUUUAUGGCAGAAGAAAUGAUAAAUGAAUUCGUAGAUAAAAACUCAGAAGAGAAUAAAGAAUUUUAUGAAAAUAUAAGAAAGAAGAUGGAUUAUCUAAAAAAUAAGUAUAAAAAAGAAUACACUAAAAACUUUGAUAACAUGCUAAAGGAGCCGACCAUAUCAGAACCCAAAGAAAGAGAAUGCAGUGUAUAG
Molecule: messenger RNA, 708 nt
Organism: Nematocida minor
Lineage: Eukaryota; Fungi; Microsporidia
Exons: 1
Coding region: 1-708 (235 amino acids)
Source: RefSeq, a predicted model, not a curated record